Messenger RNA from Spinacia oleracea (spinach), 3659 nucleotides. RefSeq names its product pentatricopeptide repeat-containing protein At2g27610. The transcript has 5 exons. Gene Ontology annotation, biological process: RNA modification. NCBI's taxonomy places the organism in Eukaryota, Viridiplantae, Streptophyta, Magnoliopsida, Caryophyllales, Amaranthaceae. Bases 604 to 2388 code for a protein of 594 amino acids. The record is from RefSeq and is a predicted model, not a curated record. Gene Ontology annotation, molecular function: protein binding; RNA binding.
GAGAAUGAAGUCUCUAGAAUUCAGAAUAAUCAGCCCAAGUUUUGCAGCUAAUAUAGCCAAAACUUGAGAUUUAGAAUUCAGAAUUCUUUGUUACUUGAGUCUCAUAUAUAAAUGAUUAUUCGGGCAUAAUUAACGUACAUUAGAAUUUCGAUAUCUUGAUAUUAAUUCACUUGGCUCUUUCAGUAUAUCUCUAACUCCAUACGUGAUUCGCUGCAGCCAGGAUCGGUCAUAAACUAUUACCCCGGAAUUAUAAAGUUGCUCCAUCCAACUAUGCAACUGUUUCUCUGAGUCACUCACAAACAAAUUUGCAGUAUCUUUAUAUCCAGUUUAAAGUUUAAACAAUAAACAACCACUUUUCUCACAGAUCAGUAGUAAUACUAAAUUUAUAAAAAAAAAUCCAAAGAAAACCUUAAACUCAAACACCAGCAAAAUUAAACAAGAGAGAUAACAUAGAAACAUACCCAGUGAAUUUCCGUUCAUCUUUCUAGCAGCUUCAGUUCCCCCCGUUUCCGCCUGCUUUCUCGGUGAAAAUACAGAGAGAAAGAGGAGUGGAGUACAAUUCGUGGAAUACUUGCUUUUUUGUUCUUCCCUUUGUUUAUUGUCAUGCUUUUUCCUUCUUGUUUUUCCCAAGCCAAGCGAACCCAAUACUUAUGUUUAUCUUUUCUUCAUAAAUUCUCAACAAAUUCAAGCUCAAACACUGCCAUUAAUCUGGGAAAUGAUGUAUUAAACGAGCAAGAAAAAGGGUACCAUGAUUUCCUCAAAAAUGUCCACCAAACCUCAGAUUUACCCCAUGGAAAAGCAAUUCAUGCCCAGAUCAUCAAAAACUGUUGCUUCCGUUCCAUUUUUCUCCAGAAUUUUCUUCUCAAUAUGUACCUUAAAUUCGGGGAUUUUGACAAUGCAGUCAACCUGUUCGACGAAAUGCCCCACAGAAAUGUUGUGUCUUGGUCUUCGUUUAUUGCUGGAUUUGUGCGCAAUGGUUUUGCUAAGCAGGGUCUUUUAUAUUUUUCUUGUAUGUUAGAUACUGUGAGGCCUAAUGAGUUCACUUUAGUUAGUGCACUUAAUGCUUGCUCUUCUACUGGGUUUGUUUCUCAGGCUUAUCAGGUUUACUCAUUGGUUAUUCGACUUGGAUUCCAAUGGAACGUUUUUGUUAGGAAUGCAUUUUUGACUGCUUUGAUAAGGAAUGGUGAGGUAUUGGAUGCUAUUAAGGCUUUUGAUGGGUGUUUGGAUAAAGAUAUUGUGUCUUGGAAUGCUAUGAUGUCUGGGUACUUGAAGUUUUCACCUUUACAGGUACCUAGCUUCUGGUUGAGGAUGAUUCGUGAAGGUGUAAAGCCUGAUGGAUUUUCAUUUUCUGUGGUUCUUAGUACCUUGGCUGCUGUUGGUGAUGAUAAAUUUGGAAUGCAGAUGCACGGUCAGCUUGUUAAGUUUGGCCAUGGAAGUGAAACAUGUGUAGGGAAUUCAGUAGUUGAUAUGUAUUUGAAGUUUGGGGAUUUUGUUAAUGGGCUUAAAGCUUUUCGUGAGAUUAGUUGCAAGAAUGUUCGGUCCUGGACAUCAUUGGCAACCGGCUUCUUGACUUGUGGGGCGCCAAGUAAAGCACUAGAACUCCUUGGAGAAAUGAAGAUGGAGGGUAUACGGCCUAAUCAGUUUAGUCUUGCCACUACCUUUAAAGCAUGUGCUAAUAUGGCUUCUUUGGGUGAAGGGAAGAAAGCUCAUGGUUUGAGAAUAAAGCUUGGAAGUGAGAUGGAUAUAUGUGUGGACAAUUCUCUGCUUGAUAUGUAUGUCAAAUGCGGAUGUAUUGAUAAUGCAAUGGUGGUAUUUAGGCGGAUUAAGGAUGGUACCACAGUUACAUGGACUACUAUGGUUAUGGGAUUUGCCCAAAAUGGUCAAGCGUUGGAAGCUCUCCAAAUUUUCGAUGAAAUGGUAACUAAGGGUGUCAAACCAAAUGAAAUUAGUUUUGUGUGUGUUCUUUAUGCUUGUAGCCAAGGUGGGUUAGUGGAAAAAGGAUGGAAAUAUUUCUCUUUAAUGACAAAUCAAUAUGGAAUUUCUCCGGUAGAGGACCACUAUGUUUGUAUGGUUGAUCUGCUUGGAAGGACUGGACAUAUAAAAGAAGCAGAAGAGCUUAUCUCAAAAAUGUCUUGUAAAGCAGGACCAUUAGUUUGGAAAACCUUACUUGGUGCCUGUCAUAUUUAUGGGGAUUUUGAAGCAGGAAAGCGUGCAGCACAGUGUGCAAUGCAUCUUAAGCAAAGUGAUCCUUCAACGUAUGUCUUGUUAUCCAACAUGUUUGCGGGUUUGAACCACUGGGAAGGAGCAAAGACAACGAGGGACAUGAUGAAUACUAGAAAUGUAAACAAAAUUGAGGGAACCAGUUCAUUAAUACAAGUAUCUAUCUGAUUAUUGGCGCCAUGAUUCCUAAAGGUCUGAACUACAAGGAUUAAUUGGACUUUGCAGGCAAAGACGGUUGUAUGUUGAUUACAGUUGUCGGCUUCUGUUUGAUCAGGCUGUGACCAUAAUGCCUUAUGGUUAUGCUGUUAUUGACCUGGUCAGUUUAAACCCAUCCCGUACAGAAGAAAUCUGUCUGUCUAGAUUUCUGGCACUAGUUUUGCAGUUCAUCUCACAGAGGCAGAGACCAGUGCGUGGAAGUGCUUCUAGGCUGUUGCUGGAUUAUAAUCGAACUUUUCCUUGCAAGACCUCCUUUACAGCAGCUGGUUGUUAUCUCUGUGCCGCUUCUGGCACCAAUGGAACCAAGGUCCUCGUCUGUUGCUCAGUUCAAUCCGUUCUUUCCUCAAAAACAGAAUUAUAUUCCACAUAUCUUGGCCAGGGGCAAAAACAAUGUUUUUCAUCUGAUAUGGAGCAAAUAGUCAUAGAUAAAAAAAAAUCUUAAAGCACUUAGUUUCAGAUGCUUCACAUGUUCACUUUCAUGAUGACAUGGCUUCAAACUCUGUCCUAGUUGAAGCUAGAAGACUCAAAAUUCUUAGCGAGUCAACCUACGAGUCUAUUUUACAGUUGCAGAUGAAAGAGAAACAACUGUUUAAGUCUAAAUCAGCAAGUCUAAGAAUGAAGUAGAAUUAGUACCUAGUAAAGAACCAUUUCGAGCAGGACAUAGCUGUUACUUUAUGAGCAGGUUCUAUCUUGCAUGGAUGUCAAAUGAUGGAAAGGACUCAUGUUUUAGUUCUUUGGAAGAUGGUGGGAAAACAAGCCAUCAGGAUUGCAGUUUGUGCAUUGGUGGUGACGCGGUAGCUUACAUGCGUCACAUGAUUGAUGAAGACUGGUUGUUUCUUGCAAAAUUGUCAAAAGCUGAAGAUUCCUGCACCUUUAAACAGCAGAAGUUCCUUGUUAAAACUGGUAUGGAGGAAGUAACUGACAAGAUCGUCAGCUAAACAGGCACUAAGAAAUCUGAAAACUAUUCCGGUUGCUGCUCGAAGAAGCUUACCUGUCAUAGUUAGUACAGAGGGCUUCCUGCUAAGCAUUCCAGUAAAGUUGAUUGUUUUUUGCAAUUGCAGUUUUCAUCUGUAGUGAUAGUUAUAUUUGAUGUUACUCUUUUAUUAGAUACUUAGAUAGGCUAACCACAUAGCUCCCUCCAGGAUGUUGUCACCAUUUUCUAGUUGAUUUCUUGUGUUUAUUUUCCAGAUUUAACUGCUAACAUGUUUUACCGUUGUCUUAGA